UCACUCUAAUAUCUAUAAAAAUUGCUAUGGUUCUGAUUCACACGAAAAGUCUUACUGCACUGCAAUUUGGUCUUUGCUUGUAAUAAAGAAAAUUGUUACAUUCUGCCCAUCAUUAAACUCUGAUGUACAUCUAUCUUACAACAUGGCAGCUAUUCAUUGCUAGAUACACACACUAUACAGUGGUGUGGGAAAGGUCUACUGACUCAGACUGUCUGAUCAUGCACUCUGCCCCUAAUAGUCGACUAGUAAUCUGUUGCCUGCAUAUUAGGCAUGGACACAGCCUAUUGUUGGAACAAUAGAGUCAAUAUUGCCAUGACAGAGUCACUUGUUAUCAUUGGCUGCUCUGUGGCACCAGUUAUGGUAGAAUUUAGUUUACUAUUGGCGGGCAGUCAUAUGUGGGUGUAAUUGGAAGCUCUUAUAAGGUUUGUGUUGUUUAUAAUCAAACGUAGAUACUGAGAGAUAUUGUGACAAGAAUCAGUGUAUAAACAGGCCCAGAGCAAAAAAAGGAUCAUUUGGCUAUUAUUGUCUUCAGAUCUAGACAUGUACAAAUCUUACUUUGCUUCAACUAUUAGUUGGAUACUGCUAUUUCUACUACUGCUACUGAUAAACAUUGUCAGCUCAUCAUGUAGCUAUGGGUUUUUGACUUUUAAUGCAAUAAGGUCUCGUUUAAGAAGUUCCCCAGUCAAUGAUCAAAUUAGACUCCUGGACAGUGAACUUAGAAUUAUGCCCGAGAUGUCAUUCACGUGCAACGGCACUAUAAAAGGCAUAUACCUAUCAGGCAGGAUAAAUGGAUGCUGUGGUGACUAUCCACAACUCCUGAUAUGGGAACCAGCAAAAGGAAGCAAUUCCACUUUUGACUUGGUCUCUGCUACUCCUAUUGAAAUAGUUAGGAUUUCAAGGCAUGGGUAUUUUUAUUACGAGUUUGAAACACCACUCUCGUUUUACGAGAACAACGUCCUUGGUAUGUACCAGCCUUCUGAAGAUGAUGGUUUUCAGGUUGCAUAUAAUAGCAGCGUUUCUGAUGCUCCCAUCUCUUAUACCUGUCCUCUUAAAUCUGGCGAUCCAGUCAGUCAGAAGAUUGAUAUUACCGACACUAGGAUUGUUCAACCCAGAAACAGUGAUUUGCUAUUAAUGUCACCAGUAACAAGUGUGGAGUGUCUCCAGAAUGUGCCAGAUUUGUAUAAAGUAAAAAACACUCGCAUAGGCAAUACCAUCACACUAGGCAAUCACAGCAUAAUAUUUCCAAAUAUAGUCUUCAAGUGUGAUGGGUACAUAACCCACUGGUUCCAUGGGCUUGUUUCUCAACAGCCAAGCAAUAUUAGUGACUCUGUCCAAGUACAAAUAUGGAGACCUAUUAUACAAGACAACCUUGGUGAUGGAGGAAGAGGUUACAGGCUCAUCAACUCCACUCCUAUUUCCGUCUCUAUUCGUUCAGACUCUAACAUCAUCAUUAGACAACUUUCCAGGACGACAAUCCGCCCUCCACUUCAAGUCAUGAAAGACGAUAUUGUUGGCAUAUAUCAGCCAUCAGUGACUAGGAGCGAGUUGCUGUAUAAUGAAUUUGGUGGUCCUGAUAAUCUGCAUUUUCAACAAGAAGGAGCUAUUGUCAAUGAGGCUAAUUUGAAAGCUACUUGCUCAGACCAUUACCCGUUGCUAUCUGCUCGUUUUGUUACGGCACUCCCAACUUCAACGGUAACGAUUUCUUCUUCAACAACAAAGGCAACAGCUACAUCCAGCAAGAGUCUUUCUUCUAGUGUUGGGCCAGCUUCUACACGUAUUCCGGAUGGGGCAAGUGAUGGGAUGUCACUGAUGAUCAUCAUUAUAUUAUCCUGUGUGAUUGGUGGAAUAUUGACACUGCUCAUCAUAUCUCUCUUGGUCUUGGUUUUCGUCUUAAGAAAUAAAAGAGAAGCUAAGAAUACUGGUAGCACUUUGCCUCCAUCAGUUCCCAAUGCUGGUGUUAGCAAUGGUAAAAGAGAGAGCAGCGAUCUAGCAAGUAAUUGCUAUGCUCCAACCCAAGUUCCUUCUCCUGCUCCUUAUGUGAAUCCAGUCACAACUGUAGCUCCUCCAUUAUUAAAUCCUAUCCCUCACUCAUCAUCCAUUUCUGAGGACAGCAGUCUGUCAUCAUCAGGUCCUGUUUCUCUUAGCAGUAAUGUUUCCUAUUCACCAGCUGCCAGACCAAUUCCUGUUCUUCCAAAUAUUUCAUAUGCUACAACUGGAAAUAGUCCAAGAGGUGUCAAACCAGCUAUACCGGUUAAGCCAAAUACGGCAUACAAAAAGCCAACGUCUACCCAGCAACCUGUAAGACCUGUUUUACCAGUUAAACCAAAUACAAUUGGUGCUGGAGGUAGCAGGAUCAAACCUAUUGUACCGCUUAAGCCAAAUGUGUCGUACAAUGCCAGAGGAACUGCUAUACCAGUUCAGCCAAACAUCUCAUACAGAGAAGUAGAGUUGGAGAGUAGCUGCGAAUAUUCGUAUGUUUAAACUAAACUAUAAACUAUUCAUUAAUUAUUAUUGCAAGAGUACAUAAUAAUAAUAAUGUACUCUUGAUUAUUGUCAUUGAUAUCAAUUUUUCUUCUGCUGUAAUCCUGUAAUGCAUUAUAAUUUAGCUGUGAUGAAAAGGUCUAAAUUUUUAAUUUUUUUUAAAGAAUAAAAACAAUAAACAAUAAAAA
Amphimedon queenslandica is the source of this 2669-nucleotide messenger RNA. RefSeq lists its product as uncharacterized. Bases 541 to 2481 code for a protein of 646 amino acids. The transcript is spliced from 5 exons. NCBI's taxonomy places the organism in Eukaryota, Metazoa, Porifera, Demospongiae, Haplosclerida, Niphatidae. The record is from RefSeq and is a predicted model, not a curated record.